Messenger RNA from Mugil cephalus (flathead mullet), 3261 nucleotides. RefSeq names its product helicase-like transcription factor (gene hltf). Bases 180 to 3038 code for a protein of 952 amino acids. The record is from RefSeq and is a predicted model, not a curated record. NCBI's taxonomy places the organism in Eukaryota, Metazoa, Chordata, Actinopteri, Mugiliformes, Mugilidae. The transcript has 25 exons. Gene Ontology annotation, molecular function: zinc ion binding; hydrolase activity, acting on acid anhydrides, in phosphorus-containing anhydrides; ATP-dependent chromatin remodeler activity.
AUCAAACUGGAAAGUAACCCAAACAUAAGCAAAAGCAGCGGAUCAGAAACAACAAACUACAGCUGACAAGGGAAGAAACGACCACCGCCGAGGUGAAAAAUAAGUAGUAUGAAGGAUUUAAGUGCAGAUGCAUAGCACACCCUGUCUGUGUCUGUAUUUAUUUCAAUUGACACAACACCAUGUUCAGGUGGAGGUUCAGUUGGAACAACCUCACCGAGGUGGACCUCUUCACCGACCGCAGUGAGACACGUUCAGAGACCCUGUCCCAGGCCAUCAGAGCUGCAGCAUCCGAGGACCCGGACGCAGACGGCAGCGUGCUCUUCGGCCAUCUGCGCGGCACAGUGGUCGGCCUCAGAUAUUACACAGGGGUGGUGAACCAAGGGGAGAUGGUCGGUCUGGUCCGGGAGCCCCAGAAUCCGUACGACCGCAACGCAGUGAUGGUUGCCAACGUUUACGGCAACCAGGUCGGACACAUCAAGAAGGAGCUGGCGUCGGCCAUGGCCCACAUCAUGGACAACAACUUGGCCAAAGUGGAGGGGGUGGUGCCCUCAGGGACGAAAAACUCCUUCACCAUGCCCGUGAUGCUGUCGUUCUGGGGGAAAGAAGAGAACAAAAAAUCUGUGAUGGACUUCAUGGCACGUCGGGGUUACAAACUGAACACACAGGCAGCGGCAUACCAGAAAUCGACCAGCAGUCAGGGCGCUUCUGCAUAUGCGUCUAAAAAAGGUUUGACCGUCGCACUCUCUGCACAGGAGCUAAAGAAUGCAUUCGACAACCUGUUUGAAGGAUUGAUGGAGAGUAAAGACGGGGAGAAAGAAGCAGCUGAGUCCGUGGGAACCCCCCUCCUGCUUCACCAGAAGCAGGCUCUGUCCUGGAUGUGCGCUCGGGAAAACAAAUCCUCUCUGCCGCCGUUCUGGGAGAAGAGGGGCGAGCUGUACUACAACACCCUGACGCGUUUCUCCGCAAAGGAACUGCCAGAGAGGGUCCGUGGGGGGAUACUGGCCGACGACAUGGGACUGGGCAAAACUCUGACGACGAUCGCUCUGAUCCUCACCAACUUUCACAGGGGGAAGCCUCUGCCUGUGAAGAAGUGUGAGGAGCGGGCUUCACCUUUUAAAGCUAAAACUAAACCAAAGGCGGCCGUCAAACCUGAAGGUAGCAGCCGUGCAGGUGACGGAGCAGGUGGCUCUCUGCGCCCUGACAUUUCAAACGCAGGCGUGAUCCGCGUCGAUGAACCAGAUGUAAAAGAGAUAGCAGACGAGCCGGGGAAAACCACGAGCAAAGAAAAGAUGAAGCCAGCCAAGAGAAAGCCCAGCAAAGCCUUUCUCGAGGAUCUGGACUUUGCCGCAGUUCUGAGUGGAGCGACAUCAGAUACAGGCUCAAAGAAGAAGAAGACUGUGAAGAACGCCCCACACGCUGGGGAGUCAUCCAUCCCUGAAAACAGAGACGACAUAUCAACGAGGACGACUCUCAUCGUCUGUCCGCUCUCUGUCCUCAGCAACUGGCUGGACCAGUUCGAGCAGCACGUGCGUGCCGACGUGAAGCCCGACGUGUAUCUGUACUACGGUUCAGAGCGCAACAGGAGCAAGACGUUUCUGUCCUCUCAAGAUGUGGUGAUCACCACGUACAACGUCCUCUCUGCUGACUUUGCGAAUAAGAGUCCACUCCACGGGAUCAGCUGGUUCAGAGUCGUGCUGGAUGAAGGACACAUCAUAAGGAACCCAAACGCCCAGAUGAGUAAGGCCGUGCUUGGCCUCAAAGCUCAGAGGCGCUGGAUUCUUUCAGGUACUCCCAUCCAGAACAGUGUGAAGGACCUGUGGAUGCUGCUGGCCUUCCUUCGUCUGAAGCCCUUUGAUGUGAAAGAGUGGUGGAACAGAGUUAUCCAAAGACCAGUUACGCAAGGAGACAGGGUCGGCCUGCAGAACCUCCAGACGCUGGUGAAGUGCAUCACCCUGCGGCGCACCAAGAACAGCCGGGUGAAAGGGCGCCCCCUGGUGUCGCUCCCGGAAAAGACGGUGUUUGUGGAGCAGGUCGAGCUCAGCCAGCCGGAGAGGGAGGAGUACGAGCUGGCGCGAAACGAAGGGAGAAACACCAUCGGCAGAUAUGUCGCUGAAGGGACGGUCCUGAGCAAUUAUGCUGACGUCCUUGCCAUCCUGAUGAGGCUCCGACAGCACUGCUGCCACCCUGAUCUGCUGGGAAAGACGUCCUCAGAUUUAGGUGGUGCAGCGACGCCGGCAGAGCUGAGGGAGCGUCUGAUAGAAAAGCUCCGGUUGGUGUUGGCCAGCGGCUCUGACGAGGAGUGCUCCGUGUGUUUGGAGUCGGUCCGCCUGCCCGUCAUCACGCACUGCGCCCACGUUUACUGCCAGCCUUGCAUCGCCCAAGUUAUCAGCACUGAAAAGGACAUGGCUCGCUGUCCUCUCUGUCGAAGUGAGAUCAAGACCAGUGAGCUCGUGGAGUUUCCACAGGAGGAAAUGGAGGAAGACAAAAGCACAAACUCUCAGUGGAGGACCAGCUCAAAGGUGAAGGCGCUGAUGGGAAACCUGCUCAGGCUUCGAUGUGAAGACAGCACCGUUAAGUGUUUGGUCGUCUCUCAGUUCACGCGCUUCCUCACCAUCCUGGAGACGCCGCUCAGAGAGCACGGUUUCAGUUUUGUCCGUUUGGACGGCACCAUGAACCAAAAGAAACGAACUCAAGUCAUCCAGGAGUUCCAGAGCUCUGCGUCCGACAGCCCCUCCAUCAUGCUUCUGUCGCUUAAGGCCGGAGGAGUCGGGAUUAACUUGACCGCCGCUUCUCACGUUUUCCUCAUGGACCCUGCGUGGAACCCAGCUACUGAAGAGCAGUGUAUUGAUCGCUGUCACCGUUUGGGCCAGACGAAGAAAAUUGUCGUCACCAAGUUCAUUGUGAAGAACUCAGUGGAGGAGAACAUGGUGAAGAUCCAGAGGAAGAAGCAGGACCUGGUGGAGAAGGCUUUCGGCUCCACAAACACAGACAGGAAGACCUCUCGCAUCGACGACAUCCGAGCUCUGAUGGAGCUGUAGACGGGUCAACGCGCAAACAACAUGGAGUCCUUUUCUUGGUGUCGCUCGUCGGGAGAGUUAUACAGAAUUCUUUUGUACAUUUUCUUUUGUUGUUCUUGUCACGAGUUGUGUUUUACUUGUGCACAAAGGGUUCAUACUUGUCCAGAAACUGUCCAAUUUUGACUAGGGGAAAGCACAAGUGCUAUUAAGGAUGGUUUACUCCCAUUAAAUACAACAAAACCUA